GGGCGAGCGCGGCGGAAGCCAGAGAUCGCGGGAGGGCCGGUGGCUGGCUCCGGGCGGGAGCCGGGGCGGCAGCGACAGCGAUCUCGGCGAGCCAGGCACAGGCGGCGGCGGCGGCGGCGGCAGCGGCGGCGGGGGCCCGUGUCCGUGCGCCCCGGCGGCCAACGGGCGCGGGCCGGCGCGAUGGAGCAGCAGCACGUGCGCCCCGCGCUCGGAGCCCGCAGCCCGGCCUGGGAGGAACCGGAACCAGAGAGGAUGGCUGGGGCGGGCAGCCAGCACCACCCUCCGGGAGUCGCGGCAGGAGCGGCUGCUGGGGCGGGCGCGGUUUCCCCCACCGCUGCGGGACCCGGAGAGGAUUCGUCCGACAGUGAAGCGGAGCAGGAGGGACCCCAGAAGCUGAUCCGCAAAGUGUCCACCUCUGGACAGAUCCGGACCAAGACCAGCAUUAAAGAAGGACAGCUGCUGAAGCAAACCAGCUCCUUCCAAAGGUGGAAAAAGAGAUACUUCAAACUUCGAGGCCGUACGCUUUAUUACGCAAAAGACUCAAAGUCCUUGAUAUUUGAUGAAGUUGACCUCUCAGAUGCCAGUGUCGCUGAAGCAAGUACGAAAAAUGUCAACAACAGCUUCACGAUAAUCACUCCAUUCAGAAGGCUGAUGCUAUGUGCUGAGAACAGGAAGGAGAUGGAAGAUUGGAUGAGCUCUCUGAAGUCAGUACAGAGCAGAGAACCCUAUGAGGUGGCUCAGUUUAAUGUGGAACAUUUCUCAGGGAUGCAUAACUGGUACGCCUGCUCCCAUGCCCGGCCUACCUUCUGUAAUGUGUGCAGAGAGAGCCUCUCCGGAGUUACCUCCCACGGCCUGUCCUGCGAAGUGUGUAAGUUCAAGGCUCACAAAAGAUGUGCGGUGAGGGCAACUAAUAACUGCAAAUGGACCACACUGGCCUCCAUCGGGAAGGAUAUCAUUGAGGACGAGGAUGGUGUCGCCAUGCCUCACCAAUGGCUUGAAGGCAACUUGCCCGUGAGUGCCAAGUGUGCAGUCUGUGACAAAACAUGUGGCAGUGUUCUCCGCCUGCAAGAUUGGAAAUGCCUCUGGUGUAAGACAAUGGUACACACUGCCUGCAAAGAUUUGUACCAUCCCGUCUGUCCACUUGGCCAGUGUAAAGUAUCUAUCAUACCUCCGAUUGCACUAAACAGCACAGAUUCUGAUGGUUUCUGUAGAGCAACGUUUUCGUUCUGUGUCAGCCCUCUCUUGGUGUUCGUCAAUUCUAAGAGUGGAGAUAACCAGGGAGUCAAGUUCCUGCGUCGCUUUAAGCAGCUGCUCAACCCGGCUCAGGUGUUUGAUUUAAUGAACGGAGGGCCUCACUUAGGCCUAAGGUUAUUUCAGAAGUUUGACAACUUCCGGAUUCUUGUCUGUGGAGGAGAUGGGAGUGUGGGCUGGGUCUUGUCGGAGAUUGACAAACUGAACUUGAACAAACAGUGCCAGGUGGGGGUAUUGCCUCUGGGUACCGGCAAUGACCUUGCUCGAGUUCUUGGCUGGGGAGGUUCGUAUGAUGAUGACACCCAACUUCCUCAGAUACUGGAGAAGCUGGAACGAGCCAGUACCAAGAUGCUGGACAGGUGGAGUAUAAUGACGUAUGAACUCAAAUUGCCAGCAAAGACGUCUCUCCUUCCUGAACCCACAGAAGCGUCCGAAGGAUUUUAUAUGACAAUUUAUGAAGACUCUGUUGCAAAUCACCUUACGAAAAUCCUCAAUUCUGAUGAACAUGCGGUGGUCAUAUCGUCUGCCAAGAUACUCUGUGAAACGGUGAGGGACUUCGUUGCCAAAGUGGAGAAGGCACAGGAGAAAACACUGGAAAAUACAGUAGUAGCUGAAGCCGUGGCCAGUAAAUGCUCAGUCCUCAAUGAGAAGCUUGAACAGCUGCUACAAGCCCUGCACGCAGACGCUCAGGCCAGUCGAGCUCCCCCGGGGGUUGGCCCUCCAAUUCCGGAAGAAGAUGUUGUGGAGUCAUCCAGUGAAGAGUCCUUGGGCGAAAGCAAGGACCAGCUCGUGAAUGACAUUGCAAAGCCCUCCUCCCAGAAAGCCGCGAAACCCAGGGAAAUAAUGCUGCGGGCCAACAGUCUAAAGAAAGCAGUGAGGCAAGUCAUUGAAGAAGCUGGAAAAGUUAUAGACGAGCAGACAGUUCAGCCCUGUGAAUCGAUUAGUCCGUCUUGUGACUAUGAUAACCCAGAAACAGAUGAAUCUAAGGACGAUGAUACGAAAGAUUCAUCAGCAGCCAAAUCCACAUCUCAAUCUCCUGAUGCCCAAGCAAGUCAUGGUCAUUUCCAAACUGAUUCUGUCACUGGUUCAGCUAUGGCUACCACCAAAGAAAAUCUCCCUGUGCUCAAUACCAGAAUCAUCUGCCCAGGUAGUUUAAGAGCAGGACUUGCUGCCUCCAUUGCCGGGAGUUCUAUCAUCAACAAAAUGUUACUGGCAAACAUCGACCCUUUUGGUGCAACUCCGUUUAUUGACCCAGACCCUGAUUCACUAGAUGGAUACUCAGAAAAGUGUGUCAUGAACAAUUACUUUGGGAUUGGAUUAGAUGCAAAAAUUUCAUUAGAAUUUAAUAAUAAGAGAGAAGAACACCCUGAAAAAUGCAGAAGCCGAACUAAAAACUUGAUGUGGUAUGGAGUCCUUGGGACCCGGGAGUUAUUACAGAGAUCAUACAAGAAUCUGGAACAAAGGGUUCAGCUUGAGUGUGAUGGGCAGUAUAUUCCUCUACCCAGUUUACAAGGCAUAGCGGUGUUGAACAUCCCUAGCUACGCCGGAGGCACCAACUUCUGGGGCGGAACCAAAGAGGAUGAUAUAUUUGCCGCACCGUCAUUUGAUGAUAAGAUUCUGGAAGUUGUUGCUGUGUUUGACAGUGUGCAGAUGGCGGUCUCAAGGGUCAUCAAACUUCAGCAUCACCGCAUAGCACAGUGCCGUACAGUCAAGAUCACUAUAUUUGGUGAUGAGGGAGUCCCGGUGCAGGUGGAUGGUGAAGCGUGGGUUCAGCCUCCAGGGAUCAUCAAAAUUGUGCACAAAAACAGAGCUCAGAUGCUAACCAGAGACAGAGCCUUUGAAAGCACUCUGAAGUCUUGGGAAGACAAGCAGAAGUGUGACUCCAGUAAGCCAGUUCUUCGAACCAACCUGUACAUCCAUCCCGCCGUUGACCUGGCAACAGAAGAGUUGUCGCAGAUGCGGCUCUGCUCCCAGGCUGCAGAGGAACUCAUUACCAGGAUUUGUGAUGCAGCCACGAUUCACUGUCUCCUGGAGCAGGAACUGGCUCAUGCAGUCAAUGCAUGCUCUCAUGCCCUCAACAAAGCCAACCCACGCUUCCCGGAGAGUCUUACAAGAGAUACUGCCACUGAAAUAGCCAUCAAUGUCAAGGCGCUCUAUAAUGAAACAGAGUCUUUGCUGGUUGGCAGGGUUCCUUUGCAGUUGGAAUCUCCCCAUGAAGAGCGGGUAUCCAGUGCCUUACACUCUGUGGAGGUGGAGCUGCAGAAGUUAACGGAGAUCCCCUGGCUUUAUUAUAUCCUCCGCUCCAAUGAGGAUGAGGAGCCUCCUAUGGACUGCACCAAAAGAAACAGCAGAAGCACAGUCUUUCGUAUAGUGCCAAAGUUUAAGAAGGAAAAGGCUCAGAAAUCGAAAACAAGUUCACAGCCCGUUCAGAAUUGGGGCACAGAGGAAGUUGCUGCUUGGCUGGAUCUGCUCAAUUUGGGAGAGUACAAAGAAAUCUUCAUCCGUCAUGACAUCAGAGGGGCUGAACUUUUGCAUCUGGAAAGACGAGAUCUGAAGGACCUGGGGAUACCGAAAGUGGGUCAUAUGAAGCGAAUUCUCCAGGGAAUUAAAGAGCUUGAAAGGAACCCUCCCAACUUGGUCUGAGGUGUGGUCGCGCUGGUGCUGUUUCCUGGAAGAGGAGUUCUCGGGACUCAGUACAGAGUUCUUGGAAGCCGCUGGCUGUUCUUGUGAUUUCCUGGUAGAUAAGCACCGCCGAAGCACCUCUCUGGAUUGAUGUUGUGCUGUGGGUGAAAGUUUUGAUUUAAGAUAUUAGACAAUAAUUUUUGUGCCAAAAAAGAAAACAAAAAAAAAACAAUUCAACCCAUUCCACAAAGCCAUUUCUUGUUGUGCAAACCUGACAUGCUAGGAAAUGCUUGCCGCAGUGAAAAGAGGGAGGACCGGAGACAGUUGCCGUGUCUAAAAGGUGGACUUUGCUUGCUCAUUGUCCAUCCUCCAUAGAGCUGGCUGACGGGAGGCCCUUCUGUGCUCCUGCAGCUGUGCUGACGGUGUGCAGUUGAAACUUCCCAGGCUUCCUUAGUGAAGGCAUUGGCUCCUUCCUAGAAACCACUGGGUCGGAGAUGAAGAUAGGAAUUGUGUUUUUGAGUCUUUUCAUACUAAGUUCCCAGUAUCCACUGGUCAAAGCAUAGGGUGAGACCAACCCAUCACAUGCUAUGAAUGAUGCAAAUUUAAUGCACGAUGUUCCUGCCUGAGUUGUCCUUCUUUUUCUUGCAUGUCAUAUAUAUUAUUGUAGCACUUCAAUAGCUUUAAUGUCUGUUAUAAUGAAAUUUAAUUUAUUACCACCCAGCUACCCAAGCACUUUUUGUUGGUUAUGGGCACAUUUCUUCAGUGUGGACUUUUGAGUAAAUAUUCCGUACUAAGACUCUCUGAACGUUCAUCUGUGCCAUGAUCAGCAAAUUUUAUAUAUAUAUAUCUUACACAAACCAAAUUUAUUUGCCUAUCCCAAACCAUGGGUAUAUGCAUUAAGAGACUUGUUGGGCAAUUUUCAUAAGCUUUACAUGUUCUGUUGCUUAAUAGAACUUAUUGCAACUUUCCAAACCCUCACAUUUUGUUCCCAAUUUUUCAUUUCAAUUUAAUAACCAUUUUGAGUUUCUGCUUGAAUUUGUAAAACUGUGGACAUCUAGGAAUUGUCCAAAGUCUCAGCUGAGAUUUGCACCCUGAGUUAUCUGAACUAGCUGAAGCAAUUAAUAACAUGAAUUCCCCAAUGGAAGAAAUUUAGUUUUGUUUCUUAAGGGCUUUUUGUAUUAUUAUCUCACAUACAUUUUGAUAGUCUACCAGGUAGAAAUUAUUUUCCUUUUUCUAAACCAUUAUAUGUCAAUGUUGCUCAAUAGAAUUACCAAGUAUUUGAAAGCCAAAGGUAUAUAUGUCAAAAAAGUAAAAAAUAUCUUUGUAAGUGUUUUCUGGUCAUUAUAUGCCAAAAAUCAAUUGGUCCAGCAGAUACAGUUUUGAUAGUAAUCUGCUAGGUACCCAGUAGAUAAAUACACACACACACACACACACACACACACACACACACACACACACACGUACACUUCCAUGCCCAUAUACCUUUGCCUAUAUAAAUGCACUUAUUCACAUGUUGUCUUGAGAUACAGUAUCCCUGAUACUUUCUAGACAAUCAUUUGCCCAAUUUUAUUUCUAACUUGGGUAUUUACUAGUAACAAAUAUCACAGAAUUUAGAUCUCUUUAAAAUAAAGGAGGACCUGGCCUGAAGUUCAGUGGCAGGGUGCUUACCGGGAACAGGCAGAGCUUGGCUCCACCCACAGCAGGGCAAAAACAAAAAAUUCUACAGACAAUCUUGAUGGGUUCCUGACCAUAUAAGUGUGUCUGACUAUAUAUUUUUUACCUAAGUUGCGCACAAUGGAAGUUUUCCAAAGAUAAUUCAUAUUGAGGCUUUUGAGCUGAUGAUCAGCCAAUCACUUAGUGAUUUUGAUGUUCUGCACACCUGUGAAGUUGAAGGUCUCCUUUGCAAUCUCUUUUGUAUACUGCCUGGUGAGUACCCUGCCAACACUUCCUGUGAAACCAGAUUAUCAGAGGCCAAAUUCCCAGAGGUCUCCCCAGAUCACUGUUCAGGAGAAAGGGCUAGGGGUGGGGAGGGACUCCAGCGUAAAGACCACUCCGGGUCUGUGUUAAUAUAGAAACCAUUAUUAGGUUUUCACCUGCCCCCAAAUACAUCUCUAUCAACACACACACACACACACACACACACACACACACACACACACACACACACGCAAUGUUCUAAUGGCUACUUCCCUAGGGGUGGGCAGUGAUUGGCUUUUCCUUUGUUUGGUAAUCUUUCCAGUUCCUUUUAUGUGUUCUGUAAAAUCCCAACUCAUGAAAACUUUCAUUAAGUAGAAUGGCUUUGGGAUAAUGGACAUCCUUUAAAAUGACAGUUUGGAUGAGCGGUUUUGUCCAAUGUGAACAUUUUUCUCUGUAAUCCAUGUUCGCAUGAAUCAGGGCUGGACGCCAGUGAGUUCAGCUUACCAGCAGUGUGCUCUCAGAGACUCCAUCGGUCUCUGCUAGUGUCAGAAAGAAACCAUCUCAUCCUAGGUAGGGUUUCAAAAAACGAGACAGUGGGGGAUGCCUCUCACUAACAUCCAGUCACAUCUGGGAUGCAGAGGAUGUGUCUCUGGUCCUUGCGUAAGUGGAAAGAGACGCUGACCUGUGCACCUGCCUGUCGCUUGCUCUUCUCUCCUCCAAAUUAUUUAAUGUUCGUUUGUCCUUCCCACCCCCAAAGGAAAGGAACAGAGUUAAGUUUAAGUAAAACUCCAGGUGACUCAUCCAUGUCUGCCCAAAUUCUCACUGCCUUCUGCUCCCCUUUCUCCAUUACCCCAUGAAACCUUUCACCUCCCCGAUUUUUAUUUUAAUGUCUCAGGUCAUUUAGCAACAUAUUGGAGGCAAUUAAAUACAUUUUAAGUUUGCUAGAUAGUUGAAACGUUAGGCCAUUUGGAGAUGUAUUGCUGUGGUGGAGGAAGAUGUGCUGUGGAUGUUCAGAUCUGUGCUCUCUGGUAUUUUAGCCUCUGGGUACCUGUGGCUAUUACAUUUAAGUUUAUUCUCACUAGAAACUUCAUUUAUUAAUUGCACUACCCACAUUUUGAGUGCCCUGUAACCACAGAUGUAGAACAUUUUCACCAUAGCAAAAAUACUCCACUUGACAGCAGGAGACAAGGUCACUGCUCCUGAAAAUGUGGUCCAUUGGCAGUCAACAUUACUGUUAUUCAGGAGCUUACAAAAAUUGCAGUCUUGGAGCUGACAAGAUGGUUCAGCGGGUCUGGCAACAAGUUUGAUGCCAGAUGCCACAUAAAAGUGGGAGGGAAAAAAAAAGCUCUUAUAGACUUGUCCUCUAGCCUCAAUAUGCCCACAAUGGUAUGCUCACCCACAUAUAUCAUGCAUACACACACAAUAAUAAAUAAAUACAAUUUUUGAAUGCAGAACCUCAGGUCCAUUCCAGGUCUGCUGAAUUCAAAUCUUCCUUUCAGUCAUAUCCCUCAGGCCUCUCUCCAGCCCUUAGAGACUUUAAGCUACCACUGAGCCAUCCACAUUUGCUCAGUUUCUUAUUCAUGUGAUACAUUCAGUUGCUUAUGACUUCAUUCACACUGAACAUUCCAGAAGAAUAUGUACUGAGAUGAAGAUUAGGCAGUCUCCUUCAACUUGUACAUUUUCAUUUUCUUGUAUCAGUAGAUUAUCCUGUUGCCAUAGUUCAUGCUUGAAGGCUCAUAGCAGCCCACUCACAUUAAAUGACUCAUUAGGUGUACAAAAGAACAAAAAAAGAUGAAUAAUCCAAAUGAUUUCAAGAAAAGUGAAUGUCAUUUAAACUUAAAAAUAUGCCUGAAAGCAGGCAUAUUUUGCUAGAUUUGGAUCUCUUUGUCUUGAUGCUAAUUUAUCUUGAUUUUCACAUGGUUCAUAAUCCCUUAAAAAUAGUUCCUGAAAAACAAUAUGUUCUUGGCCUCCAAACUCAAAUCGUUCAACUCUAUAAUGAGAUCUUUUCCCAGUGAUUCAUCGCCAGGAAUUUGACCCUUAAUUUUUAUAUUUUGAUGUAAAUUACCCAAACAUAACUUCCUAGCUACUUCGAUGUACAGGAAUCUUACUAUUUUUCAUUACAUGGGUUGUUUUGACAUGAAUUGACAAGCUAGGAACUGAGAAAUUAAAGGUGAUCCUUUGCAUCACUUCUAGAGCAAAUCACUUAGAGCUCCAGCUGAGCCAGUGAACUUUCUUUUUCCAAGGAUGCAUUCUUGGGGAUAUCAGUUUUCCCUUAGCUGUAGAAUCACUUCCUUUUCAGCUCUGACGUCUAGAAUCUCCCUCAGUUCCCCCACCUCAGUGGACAUAUCCUCUGUAGGUGUCAGUUGAUUUUCAAACACCAAACUCUCCCCAGGACAGGUGGGGAAAAGGGAAUUAGAAAAGAAACUUCCUCAAAGGGGACUGCUGGCUCAUGGGACAGCCUUGGCUAGUGGCUUCCCCAACUUGGCUGCCUGGCUUCCCCCGCCCCCCAAGCGUAGUGAGCCCUUCCUCUAGCUUGUUUCUGCUGUGGUGUCCUCAGUGGACUUUUGUGUUACAAUCUGCGUCAUAUUGGUCAUGAUGCCCUAGCAAGAGGGUUCCUUCUCAAAGAUGUAAGUAGAACUUUUAGAAAGGGAUAAUUAUUGUUUUUCUAUAAUAAGCAAAACGUUCUUUUUCUUUAUUGUUAUUUUCCCAGGUUUUGUUUAGAGAUGUUUAUGUUAGAGGUAGAUAUAGAAAGGUCUGUCGAUACAGAGAAUGGAGAGCUAAAGACAGCUGGACUGUACCUGCCUUUCUCCAUAGUUGUCUGUUUUUUUCAGGUAAAGCAAUUAGACAGAGUAGCCAAGACUGUAUUUACUCAAUAACAAUGCUUAGGAUAGACUCCACAUUAUAUAUUAUAGGUGAGCAACUCACUUCCUUUUAUGUAAUUUAAGAUAUUGUAUUUACAUUAUUUAAUAUACUCAUUUCUUGCACUUCCAAGUUUUAGCUGGAAAAUAAAAACCAAGCCACAGCUUUAAACUUAUUUAAAAAUCCAUGUAAAAAUAUUUCCUUCUAGCUGCAAGUUACAAAUUGUGUAAGACUUUGUGAAUAGUCUGGGUGUUUCUUACUAUCUAGAUUUCAAGAGUAAAUUAACCAACAGGACACAGGGUUACUUAUAAAAUGCAUUAAAGUAGACAUUUCAUACUCAAAGUAGGAUAAUGCAGUUAAAUAUGUAGGCAAACAGGGAAGGAGAAUGUGUUUUAUGACCCUUAGUGUUUGAUUGCUCUGCUGUUCCACACAGCCUAACCAUUCCUGCUUCUACAUUCUGAGUACUAAACACAUGAGCAGCUGGAGGCUGCCUUCAGUGCUGAUGAGAGCUAGCUGGUGAUGUGAGAGGUUUGGGUAUUACAGCACACCGAGUUUUGUGAGUUACAUAUUGUAUACUGAAGAUGACUAACACAUUGGAAUAAUAUAUUUAUCUAGAGCUGGCAAAUAUGAAAAUUAUUUUCAAGCCUUCAAGUAAAUUGCAUUGACUUUUCUCUUUCAGUGAGAUAAAAGUCACUUGUAUGUUUAAAUCUAUUUGUACAACAGCUGUCUCCUUUACUGGUAUUAUUGAUUUUCAUAUUACAACUUUUCUUACCUUUUUUUAUACCAAAAGAAUUAUCAUGCUGGUUAUUCAACCCUGCCAAGAUGUAUUUGAGUCUGCAAGACUUUUGGCAGAUAAAAUAUUUAAUAACAAGCCGAUAUAAAAGCUUUGUAUAUUUUGUGGCUUUCGGGACAAGAAUUGCACCUUGGAAUGUCUCUCUGACACAGUGCUGACAUCAGCACUGCCCCUUACAGGCAGUAUUACUUAGAGCCGGUUGUAUAAAUCAGUGCCCUUAUUUAUUAUGUUGUGAAAUGUACCCUUUAUACAGAAUACCUACUUCAGCUCCUUUUGUUCACUGCUGUUGCCUGGAGUGUGAUAGCUCUGUUAAUCGUUAACUUAUAUACUUGAAAUGCUCGUUUCUGACAAACAGAUGCCCAGUGUUUUCCUUCUUAAAAAAAAAAAAAAAAAAAAAAAAUCCCAUUUUCUUUCCUGUCUUAGGUAACAGUCAUAGGAACUUUUCUACAAAGUGGUUUUUAUAUCUAAAAAGGCACAAAGCAGAAAGCAAGCAUGAAAAUGAAUAAUAUAGUCAAGAGAUCUGUUAAGCUAUAUUUUUGCCCAACCUAUGUUAUGUCUUCAAUCUGUAACUCUUUUCUUGUAGUGGAUUUUUAGUUUUUGUGGUGGGGACAUGUCUGUGAUUGCACUGGCCAAUUCUGAUAAGCAUUGAAUCUUGAAUCCUCCCAAAGACCUCACACCUCUAAUGUCUACCCUUUGGUUCCAAAGUCUGUGCUUGUAAUCUGUUUCCUUGUGAUUUGGGGCUGCAAAUGGUAUCCAUGAUGGAUACUGUUAGCUUAUUUCUGUCAAAUAACGAGAAAGUUUAACUACGUUUUUCAUGAUUUCCCGUUUGGGAUUAUAUUCUUGACUCAACAAUUCAAAAACCCAAACAUUUCAAAUGCAUUUGUACAACAUACCAUGCAGAAUAAAAUCACUUGUUUUCAGGGAAGGAAACAAGGAUUUCUGUUUUCAAAAAUCCCACUGAAAGUUGUAAAUCAAAGAAAACACUUUAAUCCCUAAGUACAACUGUUUUCUAUUUAUGAUGUGAAUGAACAGCAGGUGAAUUGUAAGUUAUUUAAACAUACUAGGAAAUUAAGGAUUAGUUUGUUUUAAUGACAGAGCUUUAUAUUAUACUGUUGUAGGUGCAUUUAUUGAGGAUAGAAAAAAUGAGAAUAUGUUAGAAGCAUAGAUAAUUCAGGAACUUGUGGCAGGUUGGCAAGGCCUAGGAACAAAGAGUUUGAACACAUCUUUCAUGUUCUAUUGUGGGGCAGAGCACACAUGAAAUGUGUGACAUGGUGGGCAGUGCACCCCUGAAAGUGCCCCAUUGGUCAUGUCUGAAAUCCUUCCUAGAAGUUAGCUAAUUAACCCUCAGGGAGCCCAUUUUAUUGCAGAAAUUUAUAGGUUAGUUAGGAGGCACUUGGGGUGACCUAAUCUCCAAAACAUUUAGAACAGCUCCUGCAAAUGUUUAUUUCACAGGGUAGAGAUGUCUGUGCUUUCUCAACUCCACAAUAAACACAAUGGGAACCAGUCACAGGGGUUUAGAUAGUUCCUGUAAAGAACAUGAUAAAGGUGAUUCAUUCCAUACCAUGAACACCAAAGAAAUUUUCCUGAAUUUGCUGAGCCUUUGAAAUAUGUUAGCUGUGAUACGUUUUCCUUAUUACUUGUUUCUUUAUUUAUAGUAUUUAUGUAGAACUGACCUCUUGGAUCCUGAAGCGGUUCAUUCUGUUCCACCUUGUCAAUGGCUCAUUGUCUUUUUUACAACUAAUAUAUUUUGAUGCCUUGGGUUCCAGUUCGAAGAGUUGCCCCACAUUGCCAGUUACAAGUAAUUAAUCAUUUUUCUACUCUAAGAAAGGACAGAUAUCAGCAUGAGUCCUACCUUGAUUUACCAUUUCUUUCUCAGUGUCAUUUUAGUUAUAAAGAAAGGCAUUCCAGUUAUAACAUGGAAAAAAAAAAAAAAACCUAGUAACCCUUGACAUUCCAUUUAGACGUGGACAUGAAGGGCAGGUGGCUCAGGGGUGGAGUGCCUUGUUCUGCAAGUUUGAAGCCCUGAUUCAACUGGAACAUUGCAAGAGUAGAAACAAACAAACAACAACAACAAAAAGUGAAGUUGAAUGAGUCACAUCUGCCUGGAGUAGGGCAUGGGUCGUUUAAUCUACAUAGCAUUCAUUUCAGCUAGAAACUCACUCCUGAAAUCUUCAAACAUUUAGGGUCAUUUCAGGUUUUCUGUGUUCAUGUUAAAUGGCCAUUUUGUGGCGAUAAAGAGUUUUCAGCAAGGCUUUCACCUACUUCCUUAGGGUAAUUACCCCAAGAAGAGACCUCCUGAAAGCUCCAGCUUAGAAGUGAAGCAUCAGGAUUCUUUGCCAGCUUUCCCUGUGGUAUGACUCUCUUGAUAUUUCAACAUCUUCCAAAAUGGCAUCUUUGAUCUAGAUAGAGCACGGCCUCCUCACUACAUUCUCUGACUUGGAAUAGUAUCCCAUGGUGCAGUGUACCUCCAAAAACAUCCCACAGAGAAACAGAAGCAGAUGUCCGAAUUACUGCCACAGUGGAAAUCCAAGAGAAAUUCAUCAGAAAUCACUGCAAUUAAAAGACUGGGUUUAGCUUGUUAGCUGGGUGAGCUUGUUUUUCAUAGGACAUUUUGAUCUAAUGACUAGCUGAUUUUUCCUUUGUUUUUAGCCCGCUGGUGAAGAAGUAAUACUAGCUGAUUUCUGCUCUGAAAAGUUCUUUGUCAAACAUGGCAGUUUAUUACAGCAUAGCUUGAUAACUCAGAGCUCCUGUGGCCUCCCUCCCCCAAUAUUGGGAAUCUAGAAACGUCAACACUAUAUGACAUAAGGAAAAGAGACUAAAUUGGAAUUCAUCUGCAUGCUUUUUCUUUGAGUUUAUUUGUAUUUUGAGAUAUGGUCUCAACACAUGGUCCUAUCCCAGGCUGGCCUCAAACUCACUAUGUAGCUCAAGAUAACCUCCAAACUAUAAUUCUUUACCACAGCCUCCCAAUAACAUGUGGUUGUUAUUUCUCUAUCACAAUAGCGACAACUUAACUUUCAUGAUGGCUGAUCUCUAAAUGAUUAUUAGAGAAUGGUUUGGUACAUUGACUGAGAGAAUUCUUUUGCUCGAAUUUGUUCCCCCCAGAGACCUGCCCCAGAGUUCAUGCCGCGAUGGCUGACAUUCAGUGUAACUUCAGCACUUGUCUUAUUACAGAUGUCAGGUGAGAGGCCCCAGUGUUUUAAUGUGCAAGUGAGAAAGGUCUUGGUACCCACAGUUCUUUUGUUCCCUCAACAAAAGAACUUGAAAAGCCUUCAGAAAGAUGAUACUGUGUUUAUGACAAUUUAUGCAAAUUGUGUUUUCCUGACAAAUUUAAAAUGAAAUAUGGAACAAAACAAAUGGCUUCAUCCUAAUGGAGGUUUUAGAUUAUGCAAGUAAAUGAUUUUAUAGGUUGUCUUUGGUACUUACUGCAGAUAUAUAUAUAUAUAUUUCCAUCCCAGAAGUUCAAAUGGCAUCUUGAGUUCUGUGUCUCCCUAGUUGCACUAAAGUAACCACUGCCUUGUCUCUGUCUUCACCAUUUUUCUUUCCUGUUCUUUUGCUAAUUCUUCAGCAACCCAAUUUUCUACCUACAUUCUUUCUUCCUAGAGUACAGAGACACAAAUAUGUUCUGUCUUCUCUUUGCUAAAAGGCCUUGAGUAGGCUUUCCUAUCCCUUAGCAGCAUGGACUCUGGGACUUCUCCUCAAGAAUUCCUUACUGAGCAUGCUGCAUGGGGGCAAAGGGCUGAGUAGUGACUUCAGAACUGCCUGCCCUGCCACCCUGUAGGCAUCCUCCACCUUUCGUUAAUCUUUCUUAGCCCAGGAAUGUAGAAGAGCUCCAGUGAGUGGGUUCAGUACCUUGGCAUAGUGGCAUGCCACAGGUCAGCUCAUCCAAGGAACGGUGCAAAGUUAGUGUUCUGUGACACACUGUUGAAUAGCCUCCAACUUGUAAUGCUUUGCCUCAGCCUUCCUAUAGCAUGUUUUUAUUAGUUGUUUUUGUUAAUCCACCUCAAUGACAGCUUGACUAACUUUCAGGCCAGUAUUUCAUCCCAUGUUUCAUAUAUAUUAAAAGUUUUUCUAUUAAUAUCAUAUUCAGUUACACACACAGAGAGACACGCCUCUCCCACUGAAUUUCUCUAUUAUUUUUGUAGUCCCAGAGUCUAGCUAGUACAUAAUAGGACUUUGACUAAUGUUUUUGAACUAUAUUUUUAUACUGUCACAAAUAAAAACUCAGAACACCUUGAAAGUCUUGUGUUUGCAAAGACAUAUGCCUUCUGAGCAGACAAAUAGGAUGUCAACAGGCAAAAGGGAUUGUUUUGUCAAGGAUCAUCAUUUGUUAAUCACGUGUCUUUACAUCAGAAGUAUUUACCAGAUCUGAAUUCUUGUUUCCAAAAGUGGGACACAAAUUUCAACAGUGCUGCCAGAGUCUUGCUUGUACUCAUACACUUGCCCUACAGAUUGUCUUUCUAGUCUGUACACUCAGUAUUUAGAAUCUUCACAGACAAAUGUAAUUGAUUAUGAGACUUGGAAAAGAAUAAAAACCAAUAAUAAAAGUGAAAAUUUUAAAGCGGUGUUCACUCAAGAAGGCAGAGGUGAAAUGUGUAUGAUUUCAAGCCACUUACUGUUAAUGAUUAUUGUAUUACAAGUAUAGGAAGAUCUGUGGCUGUCAUUUCCCUUCUUAAAAAUAGAGAAUGAAAACUUUGCAGUUACCUCUGGGCCCAUUUUCCUUUGUGAUUCUCUGAAGCUGUUCUGCUAUGUCCCCAGAUAAUGAUAAAAGUUAGCACAGAGCUCUUUAAGUUAAAUUUCUCGAACGAACACUAGUCAGUGCAUAUAAUAAAAGUGCAGUGCUCUCUUCUAGGCACCUGGUAAACUUUCUCCUACCUGCUAUAACCUUGGCACUCACUUAGAUGCUGAAGAUGGAAAAAUAAGACAGGAUUCCUGUCUGGUAGAGUUUAAAUUUGUUCUCAAUUUGCUCUUCCUACAGUCUGUAUAAAGAAAUGAGGAGGAAUUUAAAAAAAAAAAAAAAAGUUUUUUCUCAGGUUAUUUCAAUCGAGUCUCCUCCCCACCUCCAAAACUAGCCAGAUCUGAGUCAUCAUGAAGCAAUCCCAUUUUUAUUUCUACAGCUGUAAGAUGUUCAUGUUGGCUAUGGUUCCGGCCAUGGCUGAUCAAGUGUGCGGUUCAUUAAUCCUGCACUACUCGACUUCUGCCACUAGAGGAGCUGUGCUGGACUCCAGUGUCCGAUUUAUAGAACAAGGGUGAAUCUCAGGUUUAUUUUGGGAAGGCAGAAAUUCAUGACAUUCAUAGCAAAAUGCAUGAGGGACAACAUUAUAAAUCUCCAGGGGAGGAUGGAGGUCACACUGUCAUGCUUCCUAGGAGAUGGGAAAGCUCUGUUUGAAGCUGCAGGUUGGUGUUAGCACCUUAGAUUAGCACCUUAGCUAUGGAGAACAAAGUAACGGCAUUUAACAGGUAGCACAUGUAUCUCAGCAUACAGUAAUACACUAGUAUUUGUACACCACAAGGUUCUGAUAUGUAGAUGAGACAGAGCAAACCUUUGAGUUAUGAUAUUGACUUCUACAUAUUUAUUGAUGGGUAGGCUAUAGGUUUCCUUUAUGAGAAAGAAGAAAUAAACUGUCUUUAUCUUUACUGUCAAUAAGGUUUCGAGGGGAGGGCUUUGUUGGUUUGUAUUUUCACAUUUCGAUAAGCACAUAUUAAAAAUCACUAUUUCCCAUCAUAUAAAAUACCAACCAUUUCUGUGUCCCUUAGAAAGAAAGGUCUCCACUUGAUAACUUUGUGCUUAGUGUAACUCUGUAAAAGGUCUACAAAGGAAGUGGACAGGGAAGGAAGUGGACAGGGAAGGAAGUGGACAGGGAAGGAAGUGGACAGGGAAGGCUGGGCACUGUAACCUUCUACCCAGUGCGUUCAUUUCACUUUCAAUAAAGAUAAUCAGAACUUCCCUCCUGUUACCAUCACGGUAAAAACCUAACGGCAUAGUUCCUUCUCCUCUGUAUGUUACAAAAGAUAGUUUUAAUUUAGUCUUGCCAUAUUUAUAGCUAAGAAUGUACUACAUUUUUGGUAGUCCGUUUUGAAAGUAAAUCCUUAUUUCUGAAAGAUGCAGAUCAAGUCUGCCUAUUUAUUACACAAUGGGCUCUGUUUGAUACAGAAAAGAGUGAAACUGUUAACCUGCUUAGCACACUUGCCAUUGAAAUAUACCUGACAGAGCAGAGGUUAUAACUUUGGCUCUAAUUACUUUUAAUAAUGAUAAGACGUGAGUUUUGUUUGUUUACAUGCUGUUUACAAUGGCAUAAUUUUUAAAAUCUAUAUGACAAUUGAGAUAUUUAUUGCAUACUAUUUUAAAGAUGUUUUAAUGUGUUUUCACCUUUGGAAUAUAUUGUUACAUUUCCUUGUACAGAUAAUUUGGGUGGCUUUGUUAAUGUAGCUAAUAAUUUUUAUGACUACUAAGUGACCAGUUUCGGUGCCUUCUAUUGUGGGAUGCAUGAUUAUGUAUUUAUUGUAAGGAAGUCACUGAUAUGUGUAUUUUUGUACUUUGCUGAGAGUAAUGGUUGGUGUACAUGAUGAGAGACGUCUUUCCCAAAGGGCACUGCCUUCAGAGCAACCUUCUCAAAUAAAAAAAAGACUGUGUUUGAA
Molecule: messenger RNA, 16078 nt
Organism: Onychomys torridus (southern grasshopper mouse)
Lineage: Eukaryota; Metazoa; Chordata; Mammalia; Rodentia; Cricetidae
Gene: Dgkh
Product: diacylglycerol kinase eta
Exons: 31
Coding region: 181-3894 (1237 amino acids)
Biological process (GO): diacylglycerol metabolic process; intracellular signal transduction; lipid phosphorylation
Molecular function (GO): protein binding; ATP-dependent diacylglycerol kinase activity
Source: RefSeq, a predicted model, not a curated record